AUGUUCUCCUACAUUCCGAAAACUCUGGGAAAGGCCAAGUGCCAUCAUUCUUCGAUUUUAAGACAUACUAACAGAUGGGUUUCUGCUCGUGGCGUGGCAAAUUCCGCGAAACCCAAAAGACCGAGCCUUAAAGAGCUAAUGCAGACUUAUGGGUAUUCAGCACUUGGAAUAUAUCUGGGACUGUCAAUGAUAGAUUUACCCAUUUGCUUCUUCGCCGUACAUUCAUUGGGCGAAGAGAAGAUCAAGAUAUAUAUGAACAGAGUUAAGAAUGUAAUUGGAUUUGGGAAGGAAGAGCAGGUGCUGGUCGAGGAGCUCAUGCGGAAAGCCGAAAUUGAAAAGCAGACUGAAGACUCUAGUCAUAAGGACUCAAAGCCCUCAUUGUGGACGACAAUGAAAGAAAGUACAUUAUUGACGGAAUUCCUGAUAGCGUACGGCCUGCAUAAAAGCUUGAUAUUCAUCAGGCUUCCAAUCACCGCGGCUAUUACGCCCUCUACGGUCAAGCUACUACAGAAAUGGGGGUUCAAUAUUGCUGGUUUGAACAAGAACUUGAAAACUGCAGGGGAAACUGCCAAAGUGAAGUAUAAAAGUGGAGAUCCCAGUGAUUUUGUUAAAGGUUCACAAAUCCCAAGACAACACCAAACUAAGGGUCGGAAAUGGUUUGACGGCCUUAUGUGA
Lachancea mirantina is the source of this 675-nucleotide messenger RNA. The record is from the annotation of a GenBank genome assembly. Lineage: Eukaryota; Fungi; Ascomycota; Saccharomycetes; Saccharomycetales; Saccharomycetaceae.